AUGCCGAUCAAACCCAUCACCGGCAUGCUCCGGAGGAACCUCGUGCUCGACCUCGCGACAGCUUUCGGUCUCGGCACAGCCGCCGGCUACUUCUGGUGGUACGGCUUCCACAUCCCACACAUCCGCACACGAGACCAGUUCUACGAGAAGUUGGAGAACCAGAGGGCGAAUGCGAUGAAUCAGAAGUCGUAG
Neohortaea acidophila is the source of this 192-nucleotide messenger RNA. RefSeq lists its product as uncharacterized. The record is from RefSeq and is a predicted model, not a curated record. Gene Ontology annotation, biological process: mitochondrial electron transport, cytochrome c to oxygen. Bases 1 to 192 code for a protein of 63 amino acids. Lineage: Eukaryota; Fungi; Ascomycota; Dothideomycetes; Mycosphaerellales; Teratosphaeriaceae. The transcript has 3 exons.